AUGAGUAAUUGGCUUCGUGGUGAUACAGGUCGUAAAUCGUGUUUGCACAGCAGCAGCAGCUCAACGCCAACUUCGAAUCUACCUUCGACAGUAGCCAUAAUCCAUCACCACUCAUCGUCAUCCACAAACACGUCGCCUUCAGAAUCACCAUCACGUCGCAACAGCGCAGCGAGUAGCGCUGACCACACCAAUACUCGUAAUCUGCAAUCCACACCCCCGCUACCACCAGCUUUGAAGCAGUCGAAUAGUAGUAAUAAGAAGGUACAGUGCGCUUCUGAAUUUGAGAUAUAUGAUGUGGUUUUGCGAGUUGCGAGUUUAGGAUGUUCCUUCCGUUUACAGGAUACAUAUCGGAGUCAACGUUCUAUGUCGCUGGGUAGUGCUCAACAUGAAUCCUUGCUAGCCGCUGUAGCAUCUUCAUCACAACGUUCUUCUAUGCAAACUGUUGACAUUAGCCGAUCUGAGAAUGGUGCUGAACUGGUACGUCCAAAUGAACAAAACGAGUACGAGGUAGCUGAGGGCUUGUCGGCAGUGUGCUUCAAGGCUAUUCUCGAAUAUUAUCAAACGGGUAAAAUGCGCUGUCCACCAUCGGUGUCGGCAAGCGAACUACGUGAAGCGUGUGAUUAUUUAUUGAUACCGUUCAAUGCACAGACAGUGCGAUGUGAUAAUUUACGUUCAUUCUUACACGAGCUCAGUAAUGAGGGUGCUCGACAGCAGUUCAGCGAAUUCUUAGAAGAUAUCAUUUUACCACAAAUGGUUAUCAGCACUGAGCAUGGUGAUCGUGAAUGCCAUAUUGUGGUGCUGUUGGAUGAUGAUGUGGUGGAUUGGGACGAAUUGUAUCCACCACAAAUGGGCGAAGAUACCACUCAGGUUGUGUAUAGUACGCAUUUGUAUCGAUUCUUCAAGUAUGCUGAAAAUAGAGAUGUUGCUAAACAGGUGCUGAAAGAACGCGGAUUAAAGAAGAUCCGAUUGGUGAUCUAUAACUAUGUGCAACGACCAUUCGUGCACUGCUCAUGGGAGAAGGAGGAGGCACGUUCAAGGCAUGUGGAUUUCGCUUGUCCGAUCGUAAAGAGUAAAUCGAAUCCGAGUCUAGCGAGUGCAGCCAGUGACCCGUUACCUCAGCCGGCACCACUUCAAUUGAAUGUGCCCCAUCUUCAUGGUGGCGCCCCAGGAGGUGGCGUUCACUUCGGAGGUGCUCCCGGAGGAGGACUUGAUGUAGCACCGCACCUGGCUGCACAUCAUCAACUUUUAUUGGGUGUUGGCGGUGUGCAUUUGGCACAUCAACUUGCCAAUCAGUAUCUGAAGAAUUUAANGCAACCACUUCACUCCCCACCAGUGCAAUUAUUGGGUGCUGCGGGAGGAAUGAUGGCAAAUGACGGCAAUGAUUUGGCACAAGGAGCAGCAGCACAAAUAUCACCUCAACCUGGAGCUGGAGCCGGUAAUCAUAGCCCGAGGAGUGGAAAUAAUAAUUGA
Molecule: messenger RNA, 1470 nt
Organism: Anisakis simplex (herring worm)
Lineage: Eukaryota; Metazoa; Nematoda; Chromadorea; Rhabditida; Anisakidae
Source: the annotation of a GenBank genome assembly